Molecule: messenger RNA, 10728 nt
Organism: Varanus komodoensis (Komodo dragon)
Lineage: Eukaryota; Metazoa; Chordata; Lepidosauria; Squamata; Varanidae
Gene: DAAM2
Product: dishevelled associated activator of morphogenesis 2
Exons: 27
Coding region: 394-3654 (1086 amino acids)
Biological process (GO): positive regulation of canonical Wnt signaling pathway; regulation of non-canonical Wnt signaling pathway; negative regulation of oligodendrocyte differentiation
Molecular function (GO): actin binding; small GTPase binding
Source: RefSeq, a predicted model, not a curated record
UAAAGUCAUCUCCUCCUUUCUGGGCUGCUGUCUUUUAGGGCUCCCUUUAUUUUUAAUAUUCUCUGCAGACUGCUUUUAUUGUCUCCCAAGCAGAGCAGCUGGAAAAACACGGGAGAGGUGAGAUGGGAAAGGAGAUCUUAAGAAUUUGUAGUCCUUCCUGAUUUUUUUAAAAUCCCUAUUCCACGUUAACCCUUUGCAGCAGGAGCUGGAAAAAGCAAGCAAGCAAGCAAGCAAGCAAGCAAAUCGUUGCUUUAGGGAGCAGAGAGAAGUUGGCCCCAUCUGACGGAUUAUAGGACCAUUCAGAGGAGAGUCUCGCUUGCUGAUCCUAGCACAUGGGCAGGCUGACGUGGUGCUUCUUCAGAUCAUGAUUGUUAGAUAGCACCUCACAUCACAAUGACCAUGGCUCCCCGUAAAAGGAAUCGUCAUGCUUUGGGGUUUCUUUGCUGCUUUGGAGGAAGUGACCUGCCUGAAAUCAACCUCAAAGACAACAACCCCCUACAGUUCUUGGAGUUCUCUGUGCCAAUCCCACCAGCAGAGGAGCUCAAUGCAAGGUUCUCUGAGCUUGUGGAUGAAUUGGAUCUUACAGAUAAGAACAGAGAGGCAAUGUUUGCACUCCCUCCAGAGAAAAAAUGGCAGAUUUACUGCAGCAAGAAGAAGGAGCAGGAAGACCCUAAUAAACUUGCUACAAGUUGGCCAGACUAUUACAUUGACCGCAUCAACUCCAUGGCUGCAAUGCAGACCCUUUAUGCUUUUGAUGAAGAAGAAACAGAAAUGAGGAAUAAAAUAGUUGAAGACUUGAAGACAGCUUUGCGGACUCAACCCAUGAGGUUUGUGACGAGAUUUAUUGAGCUGGAUGGCCUGACCUGUUUGCUUAACUUCCUGAAGAGUAUGGACUAUGAGACUUCAGAGAGCCGCAUACACACAUCCGUUAUAGGAUGCAUUAAGUCUCUGAUGAACAACUCCCAGGGACGGGCACAUGUUCUGGCCCACCCAGAAAGCAUCAAUAUAAUUUCUCAGAGUUUACGGACUGAGAACAUAAAAACCAAGAUUGCAGUGCUGGAGAUCUUGGGGGCUGUUUGCUUAGUGCCAGGAGGCCACAAAAAAGUUCUCCAGGCCAUGCUUCACUACCAGGUCUAUGCGGCAGAAAGGACAAGAUUCCAGUCAUUACUCAAUGAGCUAGACCGCAGCCUUGGGCGAUACCGAGAUGAAGUGAAUCUCAAAACUGCCAUCAUGUCCUUUAUUAAUGCUGUUUUGAAUGCUGGUACUGGUGAGGACAAUUUGGAAUUUCGAUUGCACCUACGAUAUGAAUUUCUUAUGCUGGGUAUUCAACCUGUUAUUGACAAGCUCAGAGGACAUGAAAAUGCAACACUGGACAGACACUUGGAUUUCUUUGAGAUGGUCAGAAAUGAAGAUGACUUGGAACUUGCAAAGAGGUUUGAUGUGGUGCAUAUUGAUACAAAGAGUGCCUCACAGAUGUUUGAGAUGGUCAAGAAGAGGUUGAAGCACACAGACGCUUAUCCAUAUUUACUGUCUGUACUGCAGCACUGCUUGCAAAUGCCUUAUAAACGAAAUGGAGGAACUUUUCAGCAAUGGCAGCUGUUGGAUAGGAUACUGCAGCAAAUUGUUCUUCAGGAUGAGCGAGGAGAUGAUCCAGAUAUUGCUCCUUUGGAGAACUUCAAUGUCAAGAACAUCAUCAAGAUGUUGGUAAAUGAGAACGAAGUGAAGCAGUGGAGAGAUCAGGCAGAGAAAUUCCGAAAAGAACAUGCUGAGCUGUUGAGUAGGCUAGAGAAGAAGGAAAGGGAAUGUGAAAUAAAGACCCAAGAGAAAGAUGAAAUGAUGAAGACUUUGAAUAAAAUGAAAGACAAGCUGCAGAAAGAAUCGCUGGAGCUACGCCACGCUCGGGACCUUGUAGUCCAACUCAAUGAGUUUUCGCAGGCAGGCAACGUUUCCUUCCCACCCCCUCCUCAGCUACCUCCUGGUGACCCAUUUGCCUUGUCUUCUCUACCUUCAUCGGAUACCUUACCACCUCCUCCACCACCUCUGCCAUUCUCCAGCUGCCCCCCUCCACCAGCUCCACCGCCCCCUCCAGGAGGACCACCUCCCCCUCCGGGGGCACCACCAUUCUUCAACAUGGGCAUGCCUCCACCUUCCACCAGUGCCCCCACAACUUGCAGCAGCGGCAGCACCACCAGCCUAAAGAAGAAGUCUAUCCCGCAGCCGUCUCACCCACUGAAGUCUUUCAACUGGGCCAAACUGAGUGAGGAGAAGAUACAUGGCACAAUUUGGCAUGAAAUUGAUGAUUUGAGGGCUUUCAAGAUGUUGGAUUUGGAGGAUUUUGAAAAAAUGUUCUCAGCUUAUCAAAGACACCAGGACCUGCUAACUAACCCUCCUUCCUCCUGUAAGCAGAAGGAAAUGGGAUCAACUGAAGAUUUGUACCUGUCCAGUCGAAAGGUCAAAGAGCUUUCUGUGAUUGAUGGCCGGAGAGCUCAGAACUGCGUCAUCCUCCUUUCCAAGUUGAAGCUAUCCAAUGAAGAAAUACGGCAGGCCAUCUUGAAAAUGGAUGAAGAAGAAGAUCUGGCAAAAGAUAUGCUGGAGCAGCUACUAAAGUUUGUUCCAGAGAAGAGUGAUAUCGACCUUCUGGAAGAGCAUAAACAUGAAAUUGAUCGCAUGGCUCGUGCAGAUCGUUUUCUUUAUGAAAUGAGCAGGAUUGACCACUACCAGCAGCGACUGCAAGCAUUGUUCUUUAAGAAGAAGUUCCCAGAGAGGCUUGCAGAAGCCAAGCCAAAAGUGGAAGCUCUUCUCUUAGCUUCCAAAGAGCUUAUCCGGAGUAAGCGGCUGAAGCAGCUCCUGGAGGUUGUUUUAGCCUUCGGCAAUUACAUGAACAAGGGCCAAAGAGGAAAUGCUUAUGGCUUUAAGGUCUCCAGCCUGAACAAAAUAGCAGAUACCAAGUCUAGCAUAGAUAAGAACAUUACACUGUUACACUACUUAAUUAUGAUCUUCGAAAAGCACUACCUGGGGAUCCUAGACAUCCAGUCUGAAUUGCAGCAUCUUCCAGAAGCAGCAAAAGUCAACCUGGUGGAGCUGGAGAAGGAAGUUAACAACAUAAAGACUGGAUUGAAAGCUGUUGAAGCUGAGCUAGACUAUCAGAAGAGACGUGUGCGGGAAGUGGGUGAUAGAUUCGUCCCUGUCAUGAGUGAUUUUAUCACUGUAGCCAGUUUCAGUUUUUCAGAGCUGGAAGAUCUUCUGAAUGAUGCAAGGGAUAAGUAUGCCAAAGCACUGAAGCAUUUUGGAGAGACCGAGGGCAGGAUGCAACCCGAUGAAUUUUUUGGCAUCUUUGACACCUUCCUGCAGUCAUUCACAGAAGCCAAGCAAGAUCUAGAGAAUAUGAGAAAAAAGAAAGAGGAGGAAGAACGCAGGUCACGUAUGGAAGCCAUGCUAAAGGAGCAGAGAGAAAAAGAAAGACGACAGAAGAAAGCCAAGGGUGGCAGCAUCUCCGAGGAGGGGGGAGGAGAGUUCGACGAUCUUGUGUCAGCACUGAGAUCAGGCGAGGUCUUUGACAAGGACUUAUCAAAGCUCAAGCGUAACCGGAAGCGUUCAGGAAACCAAAAUUUGGAGACAAGCCGGGAACGGGCGGUGACAAAGCUCAAUUACUAAAAGAGGAGAAUGAACAAAUAAUAGAAAAUAACAAAGUGAAGACUGUGGCCACAACAGAGUCAGGCAAGGUGAUGAGGACUGGUUAGUGUCUUUGCCCAGGAAGAUUGGCCUUGCUCAUGGCUUAGUUUAAUAUUUGCAGGAUGAACAUGCCUCCCCAUCUUGCUCUCUUCCAUAUUCACAUAAUCUGGAAUGGUUGUAAAAGUGCCUCCCAAGAGCCCAGGGAUUUAUUGCCAAGAUGUUGCUUUUAGUUAAUAAGAUGGUAUCUUGACAUUGUCCCAGCGAGUUCAUCUAGGUCCUAGUGGUGGAGCAGAUACCAUUGGGUUUUCUGUACCUAUUAGCUCUGAAGUGAGGGAGAGAUGGUUUACUCUGUGCCAAAAUGUACACAUGCAACAAAAUAAUUCUUCUUGCUGGGAAAAUGCAAGACUGUCUCAGGCUGGUUCUGAAACCUCCUGCCUCUACUUUGUGGCUGGGCCUGGCCUUCUGGAGCCUACUGGGGAGUGGUUCUACAGUGUGCCAUUUCUGUUCUUCCACUGGAUUUACAAAAGGCCAUUGAUUGAUUGAAGCCUGAGAAUUUUAUUUUAUUUUUUUAACCCAAAAGACAGUUACUUAGCGGCCUACAACAUGCAAAGCAAGUGUUGCUGCGUCAGAGGAAGUUGAUGGAGCUGUUCAACUUGAGAGAUGGAUUAACUGUUUGCAAAACUCAUGUUGUAUUUUCUCCCUGAUGAAUCAUUGGCAUCUUCAGGGAUGUGCCAAGUCAUGAGAAAAUGGGAAAGAAUGAAACCGCACUGUAAGAAUACACAAAAUUGGUCCAAACUAGUACAUUUGCCAUUGCUGAGCAAUGUGGUAGGAAAGGGGUUGGAUUAUAAGAAUAAUUCCACAUGCAAAUCUGCAUCACCUUGGUAGCAUGAUAAAAUGGUGAAAGGUAGGGUUUUUUUCUUUUUAAUGACAAAUGGAGUUUGUCUGGUGGUUGGAAAUGAGAAUCUUUUCAUUCACUGGCAGCCGUAACUGUACUGGAAUGAACUGGAGCUUACCUUUAGACAGGCUGGCCUUCUCAGAAGCCCCACCAUUCCCAGCAAUUGCUGCACAAUAGUAUUAAAACUGUUGACAAUACACUUCAUCAUUAGGUAGCUGGGGUAUUAAGCACUUUUCCAUCUGGAAGGAAGUGACAGAGCUAUGAAGAAGAAUCAAACACAAGGUGGACCCCAAGGUGGAUUGGCCCAGUGGACUUUCCAAAGAUCUCUGAAAAUUACAGAUACUUAAUCCAGAAACAGUUUAUUGUUACUGUCAUUCACAGACAACACACAUACAUACACGGGUUACUGCUGUCUUCCCGUUGCAUAGCGCUUUGAUGGUUGUAUAUGGUGUACAGCUUCUUUUUGCUUUUCAGUGUGAAUAGUUGGCCAUCUUCCCUCAGGUGAAUAUAGGAAAAAAGACAGGCAAUAGGCUUGGGUAUGAAGCACAGAGAUAGAAAUGUAAUCCCAUUUUUGGAAAAGAGCUGCCUCUUCUGGAGAGGUCAAGACAUGGGAAUGUGAGGAAUCCAGACAAAGCUCAAAUGGCCAGUUGCUUUUGUUGGUCUCAGCAGUGCUUUAAUUUUAGGCUUAGUCUUGAGUCUGUAAAAAACAGGUGCCUAGGUCUCAGGCUCUGUCCGAUGAGUGUUCUUUGCAAACAGUGUUAGAAAAUUCCAGGGCAAGGAUGUUGGGCACAUUCGGAAGAUGAAAUGAAAUGCUCAGAACUCUGGAGAUAAACACAAAACCUAUCUUCUGUCUUUUGAGUGGUCUGGUUCUGAAUCAACCUGCUCACAACAUUCCAGAAAUCUGCACUUCUGUUUUAUGCUCCUGGUGAAGAACUGGUUCCCUUCCAAGAGCUGAACACGUCCUUUCUUUGUGUGUCUGCAUUGAAAUGACAAUCCUACUGCAAACAGCCCCAAGUGCUUUUUAAGUAGGAUUUUUUUUUCUGCAGGCUGUACAAGCUCAUAUUUUUGAGAGCACUUUUGCCCUCUGUAUUGUAAAACAAACAUUUUAAAAGAAAAUCUAGAUGCAUUGUCAAGCUCCUUGAUGCUCUCUGUAGUUACAGAUGUAAAAGCAUGCCACAUAUGUUGCACUGUGGGAACCAUAAGUAUUAGAAGCAAUACAUACCAUAGAGGGAGGCAAAUGGGUUUAAUUUGCUGUAAACCCAAAUCCCGUGAUUACUGUCAUUUUAGAACAUAAAUUUUGAGGGGUCUUUCUUCCAUGACAUGUCUUUCAUUUCUCCUGUGUGUGGCUCCCAUCCGCCUAGCCUCUGGAGAUACUACUUAGAAAGGAUAAAUGUCCCCUAAGAAGCUCAGGUUUGUCUGCACCCUCCCUGCACUGUGAAGAAAAAAAUAUAAUUGGAUUAUGUUGAUUUGACUGUGCCAUUAUCUUGUACUAAUGCUCUUACCACAAAACCAAUUCUUUCCAGGCAUGGAUCAAAGGAGGAGAACGCAGCUUCUUCUCCAGGCUUGAGCGGCAGGACAGCCUCCCUCACAAACAUCCCCACAGUGCCCUGAAGAGCCCAGUGCCACCGCACGCUUUGCAGGGCUUUCCUUGCCCGGAUGUUUAAUGGUGCCUGCAGGCCACCCACCAUUGAUCCUAGGAAUGUUAUCAGAUACCACAUGCUCCAUGAAAGCCUGAAGGGAGGCCCACAUACUAAUGUUAAAUGUGGAACAGAGUUGAGGAGAUUUUAUGUUCAAAUGUUAGAGUUGUACAUCAGGCGCUUUUUCCACAAGAGGGAAACAGGCAUAAAAGGAAGCAUGUAAUAGCUAUAGGCUGUUACAUCUUCCUCCAUCCCCUGCUGGGGAUUGUCAGACAGGCUUGGUACUACUAUCAGCCAUGUGGAAAACAAAGUCCUUGCGGUUGUGGGGUUAGGGGGGUGCAUAAGUUAAUUCCAGGAUCUGCUUGUCUCAAGGAGAACUUAUGUUCUGCAAGCAGAAGGACUCCACUAUAGAAGAACAUUUGCCCGAGGGAAGAACUUUCCCCAUCUCUAGCAUCUGGACUUAGCCUUUUUAAGUGGGUCACUUCCUGGGCAGAAGGUUUUUCUUUUUCAGUGACUACAUGAUGGCCUCCUUUCCUUUAUCCCUGCAUGUGUUCGUAGUGUGUGCCAAACAUGUGAAUCCCUGACUGGAACGAAGGCCAUGUCACAUGCUUGUCCCAAACACACAGAUUGCCUCUUUAGCUGUUCCUCAUAGAUGCUGUCUAUGAGCAAUGCUUGCAACUCCUCCACAUACUGCCAGCCCCAUUCAGCAGGGGUCCUAACUCCCUAUAUAGUAUUCUCAGGCUGCUAUAGGAAUGAGUGAGCAUCGGCACAGCUGAUCCAGUGAAAAUCCUAACCCUAUACUCUACAGAAUCCACAGAAAACUGUCAUCUUGACUUAGGCACAGAUCAGGAUCUGAAUGUGUACUUAAUGUAUUUUUUAAAAGCGGGGGAUUACUCUAAUCUCUGUUGUAUUCAUUUAUAAGGCAUUGCUUAAGAUGUUGUUUUUUCUGCACCAUGCUGCAACCUAUAUGUUCCUUAUAUAAAACUACAAAGGAAUUAGGAUAGGAUUCAUUCCUUUUGUAACAGAGUUUCACCAGAUUGGAAUCACUCAUCCAGUUGAAAAAAAAUCAAUUUCCAUGAACAACUGUGGGGGAAGAAAGUUUCACUUUUCCAUGACCUCUAAUGGACAGCUUGAUUGUCAGGUCUUGGCAAUAAUUGCAGCUGAGUUCCAUAGAACGGAAAGCACAAACUCACAUUAGAGCAAAAUACCCCAGUUCUAACUAUGUUUACUCAAAUAAGGCACACUGAUUUUAGUAGAAUUUGCUUUAAAAGUGAAUAUUGUUGAUAGUGCAGCUUAUCCCAUCCCAGUGAAGACCAUGGGUACUGUCAAACUGCCUCUAAUAUUUUAAGGUGCCCAUGAAUUUUUCUGCAGGAAAUGUCUUUUAAUACCUCUUUUCAUUAUGCUAUGGAAUUGCUCGUUAUGUGGGAACUGCAUACAUUAGUCACUGUGGGAGUGACUCUGGACUGAAGAAUCAGGUAGAAGUAUUGUAAAUAGAUGAAUGAAACAAAUGUAGCACAUCUGAAUCAGUUUAAAUCCAUUUUCCCCUGUGGACUAGGGUGUAAGUUCUUUAAGAAGAUUAUGUAGUAUCCUUAAUGCACACUUUUUAACCAAGUUUGCCUACAGCAUCAUUUUAACUAUUAGAUUAUCUCUCUAAUUCCAAGAAGCCAUUGACAUUCAUCUGUUUGCCCCCAGCUCUAGCAUCUGGACUAAGCCUUUUUUAAAUGGGUCACUUCCGGGGCAGAAGGAUUUUUCCCCAUGAUGGCCUCCUUUCCUUUAUUCCUGCAUGUGUUUGCAGUGUCUGCCAAACAUAUGACCCCCCUGACUGGAAGGAAAGCCAUAUCACAUGCAUGUUUUCCAAACAUAGAUUGUCUCUUUAAAUAUUCUGCAUAGAUGUUAUCUAGGAGCACCUUCUUGCAACUCUGUGCACAAAUGGCAGUUAAUCUCUGAUGUAAUCUGUUAAUAUCCUCUACUCUUGUCACUUUCUGAGUCACAGCGGUGGAAGCAUCAACACUCUCGAUUGGGUGUGUUAAGCACUCUUUGAACUACAUCCAUGCACCACAUGUGAAGCUGCUGCUUUGCAUCAAAUUUCCACCUCCCACCCCUAGCUAGAAGGCAAAGAAAGAAUUGGUCCAUCACUUCUGCUUCAAUGCGGAUAACACUUGCAACAUUUUGUGUUUCGUUCUCUCUGUCUCUCUCUCUCUCAAGAAAGGGAGUCGAAAGCUUUCCCUCUGCAGAAUUCAGCACAAGACAGAGAGCAAGCAAUUCCUACCUAUAUCAGGCAGUCCACAACAUGCAAAGCUCCAACAGCCCUGCUUAUAAUCUAAGGAGCAGAGAUUACAGUCGGCAAAUGCCACUUGUGGUUCUUUUCAGCCAAUGAAAAGCCAACAAGAACUCAUUGCCUGUGGUACAUGAUAGCAACACUUUCCCUUACCUGAGGGCAGCUUUUGGUUCUCAUCUAACUGGAAUAACUGAAGGAAGAGCAAAGACUCAGGUGCUUGAAAAUGAGGGGGGUAUUCUCCUUGAUUUAGCUGGUUGCCACUGCAAAAGAGCCUUUUGUCCAAAAGGAGAAUUGUGCUUGAAGUGGGCGAUCUUAAUACAACCAAGCUUGGCCAGAUCUACUCUGAGGCCUUGUGUCCUCCUUCCCCCAUUUCUCCCUUUGUAGCGUGUAAAUGCACGUGUGUGUGCAUGCAUGCUGCCUCCUCCUCCAUGCUCCUCCUCCCCCUCCUCCUGGCAAUCUCUCCUAACAUUAAGACCCAUCACAAACAAUCAAGUCUUCUUUGCAUUCAUAAUGGUUCUUGGCACUUUCUAGAAGGUCUUUGUGACCACCAAGCAACUGAACCAACCCAGGAGUAGUUUAAUGGCUGCAGCAAGAUGUCCUAUCUUUCUGAAUCUAGUUCCCCAACUUUUCCUUACACUCAAGCAACUCUGUUAUUGUUCAUGCAGUCAUGUUACAAACCAAAUACACAUAUAUUUAAAAGUAUUAUUUGAGUAGCUUCGCAAAGCAUGCAGUAUAGGAAAUAAUUACUAGGGGUUACAGAGUGCAGGCUACCUGUGUUACCAGUGCAGGCUAAUGGAACUCCUUUCUUAAAUCGGAUUUGCCUCUUAUCCAGCCAGUUGAGUGUUUCUGGAGAGAAAGACACCCAUCCGAAAAAAGGCAUUCCAGGUUUUGCAGGAGAUAACAAGGGCAACGUUCGAGUCACCCCCCCAGCAUCUAACACAAGUGCUCAAUGAUUUAUUUCUCAUUAGAGAGGCUAUAUUUGCAUGUCUUCCAGAAGCAUGUUGGUCAUGUGUUCAGUAUCUCGAGGUAGCAAGCAAAAGCGACAGAUGAGCUCAUCCUAGGGAAGAGGGGUGCGUGGCUCUUCACACCAGUCUGAUUUUGGGUGGACCUUUUUUUUCUUCCCAACUUGUAACCCAGUGGCAAUUGAAAGAGGUUUAUGUCUUAUGAGUUUCCAUGAAGGGAAAAGCAGUUGUACAGUUCUCUUAUGUACAUGAUGUAUGCAGUUCUAUUUGUUUUUUUAAAAAAUGUUUUAAUAAUUAAAAAUACCGUUUUAGAAAUGUUUUUAGGGGAAACCUGUAAAUGCCACACCUCUAUUUAUUUUGCCUUAUUUUAGUUUGCUAUUUUUGUGUAUCCACUGCAUUACAGCCAUGACUAUUGAGACUGCACCAGGGCAUUAGGAGCAAGGCGAGUGGCGUACACAGCAGUUCAAAGGCAAGUCAGGCAAGGACUGGGCACAUUUGUUUACUCUCGUUGACACCGGGAGACGCCAUGCUCCCACCAAAGGGCCAGCCCUCCUCUCAAAGGGGCUUCAUUCCCCCUCACUAAUGUAAUAUACCAAUAGUGUCCAAUUGUUUUGGCAAGUGUGGCACAAAAGUCAGGCCCAAAGGGUGAGACGGUGCCAGUCCAACACACAUUUUAGGUGCAUCCUUUGUCUCAAAGCCGAGUUGGAGAGCAAUUACCAGCGUUGGAGAAGAGAGGCAGGCACACCCAACGCCUCCUCUGGUGUAUGAUGGCCGAAAGGCAGCGGCUCUCCUUUCUCCGAUACGAUGAAGCUCGGCAUUUUCUUCCCCUUCUACCAGGGUCAUCACCACGUUCUGCACAAGAAUGUUAUGCUGAAACUGGCCCUUUGGGUUCAUGCGCAUGGCCACAUUUUUACUCCACCUUUAUUAUUCUGGCUUUACUAACACCCCAUGUUCAAAAUAAAAAGUGUAUGCCGCUGUCAGUCUUCCAUCCUUGAGCACUCAAAUAUCAAUGGGAGACUCUUGCCAUUCUAAGGGGUAACUAACUCAGCUUAAGCAAUUUUGUAUAUGAGCCUAGGGAGUAUCCUUAUCCACAACUGCUAAGACAAACCCAAUUAUUUGGUGGGGAAGGUCUUGCUCCUCUAAUGCUUUGGUGUCUCCUCAUUUGUUGGUCAAUUUAAGACUAUAAAUGAAUUAAAUGUACAAAACCUGUAGCAUCCUUUUUAUCUGCACCUUUUUAUAAGAAUAUAAUGUAAUACUAAAAAAAUUAAAGAUAUAUGGCCCUUA